UCUGGUUGCUGGCUCAUUUGAUAUCCAUGCCUCGCUUGUGCUCUGUCCUUGAUGUCCACACCUGAUGGCAGGACAACUGAUGGACAAGGUGCAGGUGGAGCAGCGGGGACCAACUCAGAAUACCUUGCCUUUGUUCUGGUGCCUGUUUUCUUUCUCUUGGGGCUUACUGGGGUGGUGAUCUGCCACAUUUUGAAAAAGAAAGGCUACCGGUGCACCACAGAGGCCCAGGACCUCGGUGACGAGGAGGUUUUUGAAGAACAGAAGGAUCCUGAACUGGGUGGAGAGCUGAAUGACACCCUCAGUGACAACAAUGACACAGUCGGACAGAUUGUCCAUUACAUCAUGAACAACCAAGCAAACUCGGAUGCCCUGAAAGCCAUGAUUCAUGACAACAGCAUCGAUUCUGAAGUAUUCUUCAGGUCUCCUGUUACCCCCAACACCCCCGGCACUCCGACCAGUCCUGUGGCUCCCAUAUCACCAGGUGCACCCCCAGGAGCCCCCAAACACACCUGCAACCACCUGCACACCAUCGGAGACCCGGCCAGCCACAGAGACAUCUGCACCCGCUGUAGCCAGAAGAAAUGGCCACUCAUAAGGAAGCCGUUGGCACAUAAACCGGAGGCGCGCCGUAGCCACCAAGGAGAGGUCACAGUCCUCGCUGUGGGCAGGUUCCGGGUGACAAAGUGUGUACAACCAACCAGGGAGAGGCGAGCUCUGCUAAUAACAGACUCCAACAGGAGCAUCCCAACAUCACCCGCAGACGUGGAGCCCAAGAGCCGGACCACUUCAGAGUCCCAGCAGGUGCAGACAGACAACUUGGCUAAAGAGAAGUGAUAGGAAUCCAGGGAGGAGAGAAGCAGGAACAGCUGGGUCGACCUGAGAAUCUUUCUCACUCCACAGGGAGGAAGAUGUGUUGCUGAUGAAGAUGACGGUGUGUUUUUAGGAGGAGGUAAGGUGUGUCUACUAAAGAUACACUCCAUCUCCUCCAUCAAUAGAUGUACAGCAGUGCCUUGGCUCAAGGGCUUAUAAGCAGGGCGCUCACUUGACGUCAAGGAAGCCUUAACCAGGACUCUGCCAACAAACUGAACAAAGGUUUUCUUACUCAACAUGCCGAUGCGGUCUGUGAUGUAUUUACAUAUGCAGGGACUAAUGGGUGUCUGCAUGUCAUCAGUUUAAUUUAUUAAACCACACCCCCAGAAACGGGUCCAGUGGGUCUAAGAUAAAGAUGUAGGUCAUUCCCAAACAGGAAGAAGGAACAACCUGAUAUAGCAGCCACAGAUCCAGGAAAAGACUGGAGCGCUAGUAGAUGUGAUAAUAGGAAAGUAACUCUAAUCAUAUCCUGUAACAGUAGGAGCAUAAUGUCAAAGUGUUCCUGUCAUCAGAAUGACUAAGCAUCCUUAUAGUGCACACUGUAAAGUGACCUCUAAUAAGGAAGAACAGGCACUUUUUGGGGUCAAACAACAAAUGAGCUCUAAUAUUCAGACACGGGCUGCUCACUGGAUGUUUCUGUUAAAGCCGUAUGUGACAGUGCUACAGCCAACCUUAAAGCUGCAUUAUUUAUUUUUGUUUUUGGCACAGAAAGCUGUAAAUAUGUUGACAUAGGCUGCUAUUGUUUACAGAAACUUGUCACUGCAUUAUUUUUAUUUUCACCUGCUGCAUCCGAGUCCAGUAUUCCCUCUUUUGUUUUUUGUUUUUUUUGCUCUGUGGAGCUGAGGGGAGCUGCUGCAGAGGAACAGUCUGGGUUAGUCACAACAGACGAGCCCUUAUAUGCUACACAUCAUUUAACCGGUUGAUACACGUAUUGACAAGUACAGCUUUAAUUAGUGACACUUAAUGUAGACAUUUAGACUGGAAUUAUAUGUGCUCAAAUGUUACCUUGAUGCAAAAUAGAUCAUUAUACAGGGAUAUUGGUAUAUUGGCUUAGACAUGGGACAUCGAAAACUAAUUUUCACUUAAGAAUUAUUCACACAUAUUCAAGGGAAAAAGGCAAAUAUUUUGAUUUAAUGAAGCUCAAAGCAAAUUGCUGUAAUGGGUUUAAAUCACCCUUGUCAAGUCCCUUCAUGUGUUUAAGCCAAAUGAAGCUACUUAUUUUAACUCUGCCUGGAUUUAUCCUAUUUUACCAUGAGCACUCUACUUAUCAUUGUACCAAAGGUUCAUGAGCAGAUAUUGUACAAAUGACUUAAUUCGUUACAGAUUUUCAGCUGCUCCACCAGGAUGUAAACCUUUUCUCUAAUGAAAUGUGCCUUUCGUGUGUCUACUUGUGUGGGUCUGUUGCAGUGAAGAGUGGACAACAUGUGCUGUCAUCCAUUGAAUGAAUACAGACUCGGUAAUCAUUUGUUUUGGAAGAAUUAGGUAUGAAUAAAAGGUAAAAGUCAUGUUCAUGUUGAACCUCGCUUCUAAAGUACUGUGGUCUGACUUUAAACUUUGUGUGUGUAUAUCACAUGUGGGUGCUGUGUCCUCAUGCAAAACAAUAUUUCUAAUUCCUCAUUUGAUUUUAAAGGAACAUUCCAGUAUUUUUCAGUCUUAUUAUUUGUGGCCAUUCAGACUAUAGCCAUGCCAACUUUGAACUUGCCCCCUUUAUUACAGGGAACGCACUGGGACGAGCAGCGUGAACCUCCUAAAGCUUUCCAAAUAAAGCUUCUGGCAAUGUCAGUCGUACUAAUCACAUUAGUUUACAGGUAAUUGUUAGCUAGCUAGCUAGCUAGCUAAACUGUUAUU
This is a messenger RNA of Monopterus albus (swamp eel), 2718 nucleotides long. It is a transcript of the gene rell1, whose product is annotated as RELT like 1. The transcript has 8 exons. NCBI's taxonomy places the organism in Eukaryota, Metazoa, Chordata, Actinopteri, Synbranchiformes, Synbranchidae. The coding region runs from base 52 to 834 and encodes 260 amino acids. Gene Ontology annotation, cellular component: plasma membrane. Gene Ontology annotation, biological process: positive regulation of p38MAPK cascade. The record is from RefSeq and is a predicted model, not a curated record.